Lactuca sativa (garden lettuce) is the source of this 1068-nucleotide messenger RNA. Its product is annotated as protein LIGHT-DEPENDENT SHORT HYPOCOTYLS 10. NCBI's taxonomy places the organism in Eukaryota, Viridiplantae, Streptophyta, Magnoliopsida, Asterales, Asteraceae. Gene Ontology annotation, biological process: response to light stimulus; mRNA transcription. The record is from RefSeq and is a predicted model, not a curated record. Gene Ontology annotation, cellular component: nucleus.
AAAUGAAAAAGAUAGAGAGAAAAAAGUUUCACUAGAGGGACCCAUGACAUGUCUCCUCAAUCGUAGACUCAAUAUGUGAUCUUCAUCUUUUUUUCUCUUCCUUCUCUACCCACUUUUAUUUUACUAUUAUUCACAUUGGAUCAUCCAUUUUUCCCAAAAACAUACAAGAAUUUUCUCAUCAAAACGCAUCUUCAUGUCAAGUAACAUACCAAAAGAUCCAUCAGAAGGGUCCUCCCGAUCUACAACCGUUGAUCAGAGCCACCAUCCUGCACCCUUAAGCCGUUAUGAAUCCCAAAAACGACGAGACUGGAACACUUUUGGGCAGUAUCUAAAGAAUCAAAGACCUCCUGUAUCUCUUUCGCAGUGCAACUUUAGCCAUGUUCUGGAAUUCCUUCGAUACCUUGAUCAAUUUGGAAAAACUAAGGUUCAUUUACAUGGGUGUGUUUUCUUUGGGCAGCCUGAACCUCCUGCUCCUUGCACUUGCCCUCUCAGGCAGGCUUGGGGUAGUCUAGACGCGCUGAUCGGGCGAUUAAGAGCUGCCUAUGAAGAGAACGGCGGCGCUCCUGAGAAAAAUCCAUUUGGAAAUGGAGCAAUUCGGGUUUAUUUAAGAGAAGUGAAGGAGUGUCAAGCUAAGGCUAGGGGAAUCCCAUACAAGAAGAAGAAGAAGAGGAAAAGUCAAAUAAAGGCCGAUGAAGAAGUGAAGGUUCCCAGGCUACAGGCUACUUGAACUUUCUCCAUUCUCGUUUUCACCACGCCAAAUGUCAUAUAUGCAGGAAGGUACAUUGAUAUGAUAAUCAAGAUUAUAGAGGUGGAAGCUCUUCGCUUAGAUCUAGAAUGCAAGUAGAGGCUUCUCUCCAAGUAUAAAUUAUAAGAAGAGACAUUAUAAUCGGGGUAUACGUUUCAGAUAAUAAAAAAAAUAUGUUGUAGCAAAUUAUGUAUUGUUAGUUUAAUUACAUAGACCAAGGACCUUAUUUCAUUAAGGGGUGAAAGUGUAAAUUGCAGUGGUGAUCGAUCUUUUGACAUCUUUAUAUCCCUUUUUUCUUCGUAUAAGUAAAGAACAUAAAUUCA